AUGCCUGGAACCUCCGCUGCCUGUCGAUAUGGAUCAGAUAUGCGCCCACCUUUGAGGGUUCAUGCUAGGGGCUAUGUGCGAUACCAAAUACGCAUGAAGCUGGCCAGGAACUGGGUUUUCCUAAGUCUAUUUCUCCAUUCAUGUGCCUUUCGAUCACUCUCUGGUAAUAUGAAAAGUCAAAUUCUCAGAACCGGUGGAAGCCGGUGGAGUGGCACCGUUGCUAAACGAUGGGCUAGCUGGUUUCCCCCGGAUCCUGUUCCAAGAAUAAAAGCAUCAGCCCCAGCCCCAGCACGAAUAGCAAGACCAGCACGAAGCGCGCUCAAACCCGGCAAGCUGCCAGAGGGCUGA
Histoplasma capsulatum G186AR is the source of this 348-nucleotide messenger RNA. RefSeq lists its product as uncharacterized. NCBI's taxonomy places the organism in Eukaryota, Fungi, Ascomycota, Eurotiomycetes, Onygenales, Ajellomycetaceae. The transcript is spliced from 2 exons. The record is from RefSeq and is a predicted model, not a curated record. The coding region runs from base 1 to 348 and encodes 115 amino acids.